AUGACAGACACGGAGGUCGUCGAUGCUGACAAGAGAGACGCUAGCAAUAACGACGACGAUGUCACGAUGGUACGUCGUCGUCGUAUCUCUCCACACGAUCUUUCUCCUAGCGAUAACCCGGGUAUGCUUCUAACCCAAGUUGUUUUGAAAGGGGAUAAUUACGAUGAGUGGUCUAAAUCUAUGAGACUUGCUCUUCGUGCCCGAAAGAAGUUCGGAUUCGUUGACGGAUCUAUACCCUUACCUGUACCGACUUCUGAUGAUGUGGAUGAUUGGUGGACGAACCAUUCAUUGUUGGUAUCCUGGAUACGUAACACGAUUGGACCAACGUUGCGUUCCACGAUCUCUCAUGUUGAACUUGCAUCUACUCUUUGGGAUGAUUUGAAAGCUCGUUUUUCUAUAAUUAAUGGGCUACGGGUUCAACAACUUAAGCGCGAGUUGACGGAGGUCAAACAGAGGGGUCUCACCAUAAUGGCCUACUAUGACAAAAAACAUGAAGAAGAGCGUGUUCAUCAAUUUUUGAUGGGCCUAGACGAAGGGGAGUAUAGUUCUAUUCGCUCACAGCUCCUGUCUCUUGAACCCCUGCCUACUAUGAGUCGGGUUUAUAAUAUCUUGGUCCAGGAAGAGACGGCUCGUGUCACGGUCUGUGGUACUAAAGGAGGCACCAGUGAUGCUGCGGUGUUUGCAACUAUCAAGGAGAUUACAUGCACCAACUGCAAAAAGCCCGGUCGAAACGGGGAACGUGGUGGCCGUGGAGGAGGCCGUGGCAGCAACCGCGGCGGUGGGAGAGCCGGCAGGAAUGACGGUCGCGGUAUAUUCGGACAACAUCCCAGCGGACAGGUGACAACACAUGCCGCAACCGCUGACGCGUCAUUCACUGCUUUUCCGGACUUCGACAAUCUUACUCCCGAGCAGUGGAAUGCAGUUCGUCAUGCCUUGUCUUUGUCUCCAACAGGGUCAACUUUGAACGAAUCGUUGUCAGCAAACAGACCCUUGUACCAUUGGUUUGCCAGAUGGAAGCCGGGUUAUAUCAGUGAUCAGGAACGUUGCAAUUUGAUAUCUGUUUCCCAACUGACGAAGGACUCAAAAUGUGAAGCACGUUUUACAGACAAAUCUUGUGUAUUACAGGACCUAAAGACAACGAUUGGUGUGGGUGAAUAUAGAGAAGGGUUUUACUACUUCAAACAAGAUGGAAAAGAAAAAGCGUUUAAUGCAGUUAAGGAACAUAGUUUUGAUUUAUGGCAUAAAUGUCUUGGACACCCCUCAUCUCGUGUUUUGUCUUUUGUCCCUUUAGCAGGCUCUAUUAAGAACAGUUGUUUAGCUAAUAAUUUUUGUGAGAUUUGUGUACGCGCUAAACAAUCACGUGCUAGCUUUCCUAUUAGCAUUCAUAAUUCUAGUGGCAUUUUUGAUAUGGUGCAUUGUGAUUUAUGGGGGCCGUAUAAAACACCAAGUCUGAAUGGGUCUACAUUUUUUUUGACAAUCGUCGAUAAUCAUUCUCGCGGAGUUAGGGUAUAUUUGUUGCAGUCAAAACGCGAUGUGGUCCCUAUGUUCCAACAAUUUUGUGCUUUGGUGACCCGUCAAUUUGAAAAAUAUGUCAAGUGUGUUCGGAGUGAUAAUGGGACAGAGUUUGAAGGGUUGAAAGAAUACUUCCGUACACACGGCAUCAUAUAUAAAACAUCUUGUGUUUCCACGCCUCAACAAAAUGGAAGGGUUGAACGUAAACAUCGUCACAUCCUCAAUGUGGCGCGGGCACUCCGAUUUCAGGCUUCUCUAUCUAUAAAGUUCUGGGGCGAAUGUUUUGUGCAUAAUCAGAAGCGACAUGGAGACAAAUUUGCUGAACGGAGUAUUCCUGGAAUAUUUCUUGGUUAUCCUCCUAGCCAGAAACGGUGGCAUGUUUAUUGUUCAGACACAGGGAAAAUUAUUGUUUCACGAGAUGUUAUUUUCUCGGAGAAUGUGUUCCCCUUUACGCAGGAAACAGAAGCAGACUCGGAGUCGCCACCUCCUAACCAGGACAACCUCAUCCCCGAAGAGGAGGAGGAGUGCGUGGAUAGUGUUCGGCCUGUCCCCGGUGCCAGGACACCCGCCGAACCAGCCACCCAGACCAACGACCUGCCCGUGGGCGGUACUACUACCGGCAGAGAUGAGGUGGCAGUCUCGGAGGUUCCAGUCCCUGUCCUAGUUGAUCCGAGCCUUGAUCAAGUUGCUGACCCCGAUGCACAGGGCCGAGGACGGUGA
Messenger RNA from Ipomoea nil (Japanese morning glory), 2232 nucleotides. RefSeq lists its product as uncharacterized. NCBI's taxonomy places the organism in Eukaryota, Viridiplantae, Streptophyta, Magnoliopsida, Solanales, Convolvulaceae. The transcript is spliced from 6 exons. The record is from RefSeq and is a predicted model, not a curated record. The coding region runs from base 1 to 2232 and encodes 743 amino acids. Gene Ontology annotation, molecular function: nucleic acid binding. Gene Ontology annotation, biological process: DNA integration.